Molecule: messenger RNA, 2219 nt
Organism: Klebsormidium nitens
Lineage: Eukaryota; Viridiplantae; Streptophyta; Klebsormidiophyceae; Klebsormidiales; Klebsormidiaceae
Source: the annotation of a GenBank genome assembly
GUUUUGUGUUCGCAGCGGCAUUGGAGCCGCAAAGGUGGAAGUCGAGGUAUACAUGGAGACCAGGCUGCUCUGAAGCUUUGAAGCUGCUCUGAAUCCUGAUGGAUACCUUGACCAUACUAGGCAGAUGAAGAUCGCCGUGGAGCCUUGUCCUUAUGUAAGUCUUAUGAAGCAACAACCUUUGGUGUAAAGCUCGUGUGCGCCACUUAGAAAACUUCAGUGCCUGAGGUAUGUGACGAAUGUAGCUGCCAUGGCUCAGGAUGCUGAGGUGCAAUUGAACAACGUUGGCAUAUACCCACGGCCUGAGUGGCUAAGGGCAUGUGUGCAGCACCAGUCACAGCAGAAUCCUCGGUUUAGUAACCUCCCAGCUGAAGAACAAGCUCGAUUAUGCCUCGCUGACUUCCUGGAAAGCGACAUGAACAUGGCCGCCCUUGGACGACUGCCUCCUGACGUGACAAUGCUGCAUAAGGAGGAGUUGAGGGGACGAUACGUCCUACAGGUAGAUGAGGCGGCAGAUGUUGGUUGUGCCCCCCAGAAUCGGUACAAGGAGCAUCCCAGCAGCUGUUUGAAGCUCAGUCUGACAGAUGGCGAGCAGAGGGCCUAUGCCAUAGAGUACCGCAAAGUUCCCCAGCUUUCCCCCAUGAUGCCAGCCGGCAUUAAGAUUGCAGUCAGCAACGUGUUUGUCCGGCAAGGCCUCCUGCUCUUGUGUCCAGAGAAUGUCGUUGUGCUGGGGGGCAAGGUACAGUGCCUGGAGGAGGCCAGACAGCGGGUGAUGGAACGGUGGAACCAGCCUCCGCGAGGCAGGCGGACCCCCCUGAACCAGGGUGCAGUCCCCACAAACUACCGCGAUGCUGCUGCAGCAGCUGCCUGGCCCCCACAGGCCAACCCACCGCCGAAUGAGACAGAAAACGGCCCAGCCCCUGGCAGCCGAGUUCAUCCCACCAAUGGUUGGGCCCCACCCCAGCCUGCCGCAACCUUUCGAGCGGCUGGUGAAUGCUCCCAGCCCGCUCAGCCAAGCCCUCACGUGAUUCCACUCCAGGGUAGAGCGCACUCUUCUAAGCCGUUGCCAAACCAGUGGCAGGAGCCGCCAUUUGCGAGCGACGCAGCGCCCUGGCCAAGAAGUGGGCAGCAAGAAACCGCUCCCGGGAGUCCCGAGCGAGCACGGCGCCCGAAAAGAACGCAGGCGGACCGACCGCCGGACGUUGGCCUGGAUCUCGAUACAGACGACGAGGAGGAGCAGCCGCUGCGGGUGGCGCGCCGCACUGCGUCGAGGCCUAGGGCGCGCGCAUUGUCGGAGGACGAGGACGAAGAGUUGCCAGCCGCCUCACCGGAGCGACCUUUUCGGUUCUCGGCAGAGCCCGUGCGGCCGCCGUUUGUUGAUGAGACUCUGGGCCCAUUGGGUACAAAGCGCCAGUCGGUUCCUAAGCAAAGCACACCAAGGGUCGCGGCUGUGAGAAUGUCUGACGGCGGCCGGCCCAGCUUCGGUGUGGCCUCUACUCCUCCCCCCGCUCGGUCAGCCGAGGUCAUUGAUCUGGCGUCUCCCGAAAUGGACGUGGAGAAUGACGAGGUAGUUGCAGUGGCACCACUUGCUCCUGAGAGCAACUCCUCGCCUUUCUCCUACCUCAAGCACGUCUUGCGACAGAAGGCCGCGCUUCCGCCCGGGGGGUGUUUUGAAGCACGAGUGAAGUGUAUUCUGGUCGGAGUUACUCGCUUCGACUUCAAGAGCGGCAGCUCGUUCGCAACGCGGGUGCACAUUGACGACGGCUCCGCCAUGUGCGAGUGUAUGAUCGCUUCCGAGGCUGUCGAAGAGCUGGUGGGGCACACGGCGCCGGUGGUGAGCGCCGCCCUCUCGAGCAAGGAUGCGGAGGAGAAGGAGGCCAUGCGGGCCAAGAUGAAGCGCGUGCAGCACUUCUUCACCACGUUUGAGGGCACCAUGGAUCUCCAAGUCGACGAAAGAUACCAGUUACCAAACGUAGUAAAGCUACAAUCCGGCAUAUCGGAUGAAGAUGGCUGGAAGCUGCUUCGACGGCUUCAGAAUACCGGCUGAGGUUGGUCGUCUAGAUGGUCAGUGACCAGCUUCUUUUCGAUCCCAGUCAGACUGACAACUUGCUGUAGGCGCUUGAUCAGGACCGUAUCGAAACGUGUUGAACGUAUCAUCAUAUAACCCGCAAUGGAGUAGCGAAUACGUCCAAACUCGAACAUCCCGAUGUCGAGACCGUCCG